AUGACAUCUGAAGACCUUGUCAGUAGCAAAGAUCAGGAGAUCUGUGCCCUCAGUGAGGAACUGAGGAAGCUGCGGGAAGAUCUGGAGACUAUUCCUGUUCUAAAAGCACAGAUGGAUAUCUACCAUGCAGACUUCCAGGCGGAGAGGAGCGCGCGUGAGCGGCAGCACGAUGAGAUGGAGCAGCUGCGGAUUCAGCUGGAGCAAUUCCGCGCCCACAUGAGUCCUUCCCACGAAGCUCAGCAAUUGCAGUCUCAGUCACAACCACAGCCCACAUCUAAUGCAUCUCGUUCUGGGAGGUACAGAAGAAGUUACCCCUACCCUGGACCCUAUGAUGAACCAGAUGACCAGGCAGACACAUUAACUGACCAGCUGGCUACUCGAAAUCUGGCAUCCUCGGGCGCGGACAGCGACGACGUUAUAGAAAAGAGUGACGAAGUGUCGUCGAAAUUGACAAACGACUGCCCCUCACUAGACAUGUUCCGUGGGUUGGAAAGAACAGAUAUAUCCGACGACAAACACUGCGAUGUUAUAGAGUUGUCGAUGAUGGGACCACCUUCCGCUACCAUGCUGCCACCACCGUGUGAUUGUCCAGUUUGA
This is a messenger RNA of Priapulus caudatus, 597 nucleotides long. RefSeq names its product optineurin-like. The transcript has 4 exons. Bases 1 to 597 code for a protein of 198 amino acids. The record is from RefSeq and is a predicted model, not a curated record. Gene Ontology annotation, molecular function: K63-linked polyubiquitin modification-dependent protein binding. Gene Ontology annotation, biological process: regulation of canonical NF-kappaB signal transduction. Lineage: Eukaryota; Metazoa; Priapulida; Priapulimorpha; Priapulimorphida; Priapulidae. Gene Ontology annotation, cellular component: nucleus; cytoplasm.